Molecule: messenger RNA, 3193 nt
Organism: Danaus plexippus (monarch butterfly)
Lineage: Eukaryota; Metazoa; Arthropoda; Insecta; Lepidoptera; Nymphalidae
Product: E3 ubiquitin-protein ligase RNFT2
Exons: 6
Coding region: 113-1522 (469 amino acids)
Biological process (GO): positive regulation of ERAD pathway
Molecular function (GO): ubiquitin protein ligase activity
Source: RefSeq, a predicted model, not a curated record
ACAGAUGUUAAUGUCAAAUUUCAUAAUUGAGUAUUGACCUUCGAUAUAUUUCUUUUAUUUAUACUGAAAUGGGAGUAAUACUAUUAUAAGUAAUACGAGUUUUGGUGGUACAAUGGCUCAGCCGAGUCAAGUAACUCUUAAUAUAGAGGAUGAGAACCCUGAUUCAGUGGAAAAUAGUAAUCUUAAUAAUGCACUCCAUAGAACGGACCCUCCAUCCAGACCAAUGGUCGCAAAUAGAAGUAAUUUAGGCCUCGGAGACAGACUUAAUAGUGUUUUCAGGGAAAUAAGACCGUUAGUAGAACAUGCAAGAAUGGGCAACAAUUCAAGACUUUCUCUACCAACGUGGUUACCGAGGAAUUCACUGGGCAUCCACCAAUCCGGGGAGGUGACGCAAAGACCACAGAGUUCUAUAGCCCAUGUAAAUCUUGGCUCUACGGCUCAAACAUACAUUGUAACAGAUAGAGGACUUCCCAUGUCACCGAGACAUCAGAAUCACGGGAUGAGCAAUAGUGCUUCAAAUGAUUCAAAUGUAUCAGAAAGAGCACAGGAUCAGGUAGACAUAAAUGUAUCGGUGAAUCCCUCAAACAAUAAUAAUAUUAAUGACAAUGCAGAUAACGAUAGUCAGAGUGAAGACGGAACCCAGCAGGUAGUUGAUGUUAGAGCCACUUUGAACCUGUUGUUGCGUUAUGCUCCGUUCUAUAUAAUUCUAUACAUUAAAUACAUGUACGACAGUCGUGAGGGUAUAUUCACAUUUGUGGUAUUAUUAUGCACAUUCUCACACGGAAAUGGCUUGGUUAAGAGAGAAAAUGGGAAGCAGAUGAAUAGGAGCUUACUAGCAUUAUUUAGUGAAUUUGUAUUUGCUACGAGUUCUAUACUAAUCGUCCACUUCCUGUGCGGUCAUGGGAAGCUAUUGGAAAAUGUGGUGAUGUUUCCUGUUUAUACGGAGCCGAUCACAGUUUGGGAACUGCUAUGGCUUGUCAUAUUAACGGAUCUCAUUGUUAAGAUUAUAACGGUCAACAUAAAGAUCCUGAUCACAAUGUUGCCAGCUUUCAUAUUACCGUUCCAGAAGAGGGGUAAAGUGUAUUUGUUCACGGAGGUGGUGUCUCAACUGUACCGCUCCAUAAUAACCAUCCAGCCGUGGAUCUUCUACCUGAUGCAGUCCUACGAGGGCUCCGAGCGUAUGGUGGGGAUGUUCCUCACAGCGCUGUACGUUAUCUCCAAGGUUGUGGAGUUACUGCUGAGGCUGAGGCUGGUGAAAAAUGCCACUUGGACCUUGCUGCAGAGCGUCAGUCUGGGCACGAAGCCAACUUGCGAGCAGAUGGUUGCCGCUGGUGAUUCCUGUCCAAUCUGCCACGACGACUACACCACACCAGUCAGGUUGACCUGCAGCCAUAUCUUCUGCGAGCUUUGCAUCUCCGCGUGGUUGGAUCGCGAGCACACUUGCCCGUUGUGCCGUGCCAAGGUCGCCGACGAACCGACUUGGAGAGACGGUUCAACCACAUACGAUUUCCAGCUCUGUUAAUACGUUAUUUAAGGUAUAUAAUAGCAUCUGCCAAAAACUGGAAUAACAUUCGGUUUUCAAAGUAGUGAGAAAUAACCUGGCAACCAUGAAGCUGAGGUUAAUCUGUUUAGUUUUGCCGACGGCAACUUUAUAGCGAAUUCAAUACAGCCUAUUAAGAUAUAAAUCACAUAUAAUGUCUCAUACAAAUACAUAAAAUUGAAAAUGAAAUGUUAUGUACAAGUUUUGUCUGGAUUUUCAUAUAAUUAUCUUGCUGUAAUUUUGGCUUGGCAGAAUUAAAUUGUAAAUUUUUAAUAAUAAUUCGGUAAAAAGCAGAGAAAUAUUUUUUUAAAUGGUAAUUAUAUAAUUUGACACAUAUGCAUUUGACAUAUGUCAUCGUCGGAGACGGAGUCAUAGUUUAAUGUUGUGUUAACCGAUUGCGCAAUACUAACUAAUAGCAAUUUAAUCUUUAUUAAAAUAAAAUUAAAAUAUAGCGUAUUAAACACUUACAGUUACUUAAAAAAUAUAUUUUUUUGGUUUUGAUCGUCUUGAUCGACUUCUAUUUCAUAUCAUCUCGCCAAAAGACAUGCCUCAUUCCAGCCUUUCGACUUAUUCCUUAGCUCCAUAACAAAUGGUAUGCGCAUUUAAUGUAUAAUGAGAUAUGUAUAUUGUAUAGUAUUUUUUUAAAUUUUGGUUAAGAAUUAAUUUACGAUUGUAAAUAAUAUUGCAAUUCCCAUGCAUAAAAAAAUUAUUUUAAUAAAAUGCUGUCACGUUUAUUUUUUAUGUGUUUGAUAUUGUGUUUUAUAAAACAGUUAUAUUAAAUGUUUUGUAGGUAUAAAUAUAGAAUAUUAAAUCCCAUCAUGUGUUAUAUAUAUGUAUAUAUCAGUUCACAUUAACAAAUGUCAGUUAAAUUUUGAUUAAAAAAUAAAUUACGUUCCUUGUAAUUUUUUUUUCUGUAACUCUAUCGGUUUCGUAACUUAUCAAUGAUCAUUUUUAAAUCACACAUUAAAAUUUAAUAAUAUAAAGACUAUUUUUUUUUCAUUUAUUUUUAUGGACAUCGUAUUUUAUUCGUAAAAAAAUGUUAUUGUUAAUAAACAAUAAAGAGGAUAAUUGUUAUUUAGGAAAUUAUAUUUUAUGUUAAAAUGUAAAUAAUGUUUUUGAAAUUGUUAUUAACUGGUCUUGAUGUUGCUUAAUGUAAUAUAAAUAACCGAGAGUUGCCAGUGCGAGUUAACUUUAACUUGAGACCGAUAGUUUCAAUAUUAAUUAAGUUAUUUUUUUUAAAUAUCAGUACGUAGAUAUUGUAAGGACAAUCUAGUGUAGAGAAUUAUUCUAAUCUAUUGUACAUUUAAGACUUAAAGUAUUGCCAAACAGAUAUCCAUUGAAUCUAUAUACUUAUCUCCAUAGCUUGCUGUGCUCACUAGUUUUUAUUAAUUCAGAAUAAAUGUGUUAAGAAGUCAUAAUGACAGAAAUGUUCUCUAAAUACAAAUCGAUUGAUGCUGUUCAUUUGUAUAGAAUUAUUUUUAUCGUUACAUUUAUUUUUAAAUGAAUAUGAUUCCGUUUAUCUUUUACAUUCAAACAUUGAAUAGAUUCUAGAUUGCAUUUAUAUAUUGAUUCCCAAAUAACUGUAUUUGUAUAAUGUUAAAAAGAAUGUAAAUUAUAUAUUAUAUGUUGAAUGAAUUAAAGUGAUAAUAAAUU